AUCACACACUUGCAUUGACAUUACCCUUCCAACUCUCUACUCAUCAAGUUUCCAGAACUAACCUCCAUCGAUCAUGGGUUCCAUUAACAACGACACUGGUGGUGGUGGUGGGGAAGAUAGAAUUGAUGCUCUUGGAAGGCUCUUAACCCGUAUCCUGCGAACAUAUGGCUUCUGAGCUGAACUUAAAGAUGAGGAGUGAUGGGUAUGUCAAGGUUCAAGAUCUAUUGAGACUUAACAUGAAGACAGCCGCCAAUGUUCCAAUAACUUCUCAUACUUUUGAUGAUAUUAAGGAGGCUGUCAGAUUGGAUAACAAGCAGCGGUUUAGCUUGCUUGAAGAAAAUGGGGAGCUUUUGGUUCGUGCAAAUCAAGGUCAUACACUCAUGUUGGUUGAAACUAAAAGUUUACUUAAACCCAUCCUCUCACCUGAAGAAUAUCCUGUUUGUAUACAUGGAACCUACAAAGAGAAGUUAAAUUCAAUCUUGGAAAGUGGUCUUAAACGCAUGAAAAGGUUACAUGUACAUUUCUCUUUUGGAUUACCAACCGAUAAUGAAGUAAUUAGUGGGACGAGGAGGGAUGUCAACAUCUUGAUCUAUCUUCAUAUUAGGAAAGCCAUCAAAGGGGGGAUGAAGCUUUACAUAUCGGACAACAAGGUGAUCUUAACAGAAGGUUUUGAGGGUGUUGUCCCAGUCAAGUAUUUUGAGAGGAUAGAGUCAUGGCCAGAUAGGAAACUUAUACCUUUUUAAUACACUCUCAACAUCAACUGAAGUAAGCAUCAUGAUUUUGACAUUUGUACAUGUCGAAUAUAUCUCAAAAGAAGGAUGUUUAAUUGGUUUACAUGUUUUGUUCUGUUUGUGUUAUUUAAUAUAAUAUGAGAACAAAUAAAGUUUUGAUCUUUUUAUCUUGUUCGAAAUAAAGGGG
Lactuca virosa is the source of this 918-nucleotide messenger RNA. Lineage: Eukaryota; Viridiplantae; Streptophyta; Magnoliopsida; Asterales; Asteraceae. The record is from the annotation of a GenBank genome assembly.